AUCGUCUUCUUCAAUUGUGAGUUUCAGUAACUUUCCAUUUCAAGCUUCAACGGAACCAUCACCACGAUCAACAACCGUUGAUUCUCCGAUGGCAUGCAUUUCAAAACCAUUCAAUAGCACCAUCUUCCACUCACAUUCAUCCUCUCAAUUUCCACGCCAUCUCCAUUCUAACUCAUUCACAAUCCGUUGCACAAGUACCAAAAUCAAAUCCUCAACCGUUCAUCCUCUUCCUCAAAAUCACAUCGUCAUCGGAUGUGGAAUGACGACGGUGGAUUUCUUAGCUACUGUAGAUGGAUAUCCGAAACCAGACGAUAAGAUCCGAACAACUUCCUCUAAGGUUCAAGGAGGUGGAAAUGCUGGUAAUGCUUUAACAUGUGCAGCACGACUCGGAUUGAAACCAAAAAUCAUCUCUAAGGUUGGUGAUGAUGCACAAGGAAAUAGCAUAUUGGAGGAACUAGAAGCUGAUGGUGUUGAUACUUCCUUUAUUGUUGUAUCAAAGGGUGGUAGUUCAACAUUUUCAUAUGUACUUGUAGACAGCCAAACAAAAACUCGCACAAGUAUUUACACCCCUGGAGAUCCUCCCUUGGUGCCAGAUGAUUUGUCUCGGUCAAUGUUAUUAUCUGCAUUUGAUGGAGCAAGAUUAGUAUAUUUUGAUGGAAUGUCUAUGGAAGCUUCUCUAUUUGUUGGACAAGAGGCAGCUGGCAAUAAUAUCCCUAUUUUAGUUGAGGCAGAAUCACCAAGGGAAGGGUUGGAUGAGCUAUUGAAGCUUGCUGAUUUUGUUGUAUGUUCAACAAGGUUUCCACAGGCUUGGACACAGGCACCAUCUAUCCCGAGUGCAAUGGUUUCAAUUCUUUUAAGAUUGCCAAAUGUCAAGUUUGUGAUUGUGACUCUGGGUGAAGAUGGCUGUCUAAUGUUGGAAAGAAGUACAAAUGAGGAUGCCGAUCUAGAAGAAAGGAAUGUAGAGAAUUUCUUAGAACUCUUGUGCAAAGAGAAAGACGAUAGCUUGGCUAUUCCAACCUGUAUACCGUCGGUGGCUACAAAAUUAAGAUCAAAUGGAAUAGGGACAGUUUGUGGGAGAUUCUUUAUUGGAACAGCAGAAAAGAUACCAGAUUCUGAACUGAUUGAUACAACUGGUGCCGGGGAUGCAUUUAUCGGAGCUAUUAUGUACGCAAUCUGCUCAAACAUGGUACCCGAGAAAAUGUUACCGUUUGCUGCUCAAGUGGCAGCGGCCAAGUGUAGAGCUUUGGGAGCUCGAACUGGUCUUCCGCAUCGAACAGAUCCACGCUUGGCAUCCUUUCUAUGCUAAAUGAGAGACAGCUAGUAUUCCUGUCAUUCUGUCAAGGAAGUUCAACUCUGUUGUAAUGGUCAUGUUUACUUUGCGGUUCUUUAUUCAUGUCUUCUAAAAUGUCCAUUAGUUUGUAAAUGCGUAUAAAAAGGGCCGGAGAAAGUAAAAAAUAGUAUGAAUUGUCUUAUUUUAACCUCAAAACAGCCGGAGAAAGUAAAAAAUAGUAUGAAUUGUCUUAUUUUAACCUCAAAACAGCGACUGUAAAAAUUUCAAGUAUGGAGUAAAGUGAUAACUAGUACUCCUAA
Trifolium pratense (red clover) is the source of this 1590-nucleotide messenger RNA. Its product is annotated as ribokinase-like. Bases 89 to 1306 code for a protein of 405 amino acids. Gene Ontology annotation, molecular function: kinase activity. NCBI's taxonomy places the organism in Eukaryota, Viridiplantae, Streptophyta, Magnoliopsida, Fabales, Fabaceae. The record is from RefSeq and is a predicted model, not a curated record. The transcript has 12 exons.